Molecule: messenger RNA, 987 nt
Organism: Durio zibethinus
Lineage: Eukaryota; Viridiplantae; Streptophyta; Magnoliopsida; Malvales; Malvaceae
Source: RefSeq, a predicted model, not a curated record
AUGUUUUCUGGAUCGAUACCUCAAGAGAUAGGCAUGCUUAGAUCUCUCACUGACUUUGCGUUGAGUCAAAAUAAUUUCUUUGGUUCAAUCCCUGCUUCCAUAGGAAACUUGACCAGCUUAUCCAUUCUCUACCUUCAUCAAAAUAUGUUCUGUGGUUCAAUCUCUGCUUCAAUUGGAAACAUAAUGAAGCUUGCAAGGUUACAUCUUACUCAUUUGCAAUCAUUACAAUCAGGAGAUAACCAUCACAGUGGUCCAUUAUCUAAAAAUUUAUGCAGGGGUGGACAAGUCGCAAAUCUUUCAGUUAUCAACAACAAUUUGACGGGUCGUAUCCCACCAACUUUGAAAAAUUGCAAAAGUUUAUACAGAGUUAGGCUUGAAGGAAACAACUUUACAGGAAAUAUAUCAGAAACUUUUGCUGUGUAUCCGAAUUUGAAUUAUAUUUCAUUAAGCAACAACAGAUUUUAUGGUGAACUUUCUCCUAAAUGGGGACAAUGUCAUAAUCUAACAAGCCUACAAAUCUCCAAUAACAACAUUUCUGGAAAGAUCCCACAAGAGUUGCAACAUGCAACUCAGUUACAGGAACUCGAUCUCUCUUCAAAUCAUCUUGUUGGUGAGAUUCCCAAGGAAUUAGGAGCAUUGACAAUGAUGUUCCGUCUUCUGCUAAGUGGUAACCAACUUUCAGGCAAAAUUCCACCAGAGAUUGCAAUCCUAGAUUUGAGUCAUAAUUCGAUUAUUGGAGCGAUACCACAACAGCUUGGGGAAUUACAUUUCUUGGAAAUAUUGGAUCUUUCUCACCAUAUGCUCAAUGGUUCCAUCCUAAUUUCUUUCAAUGAUUUACAAAGCUUGACUGUUGUGAAUAGCUCUUACAAUCAAUUAGAAGGCCCUAUUCCCAACAUUAAGGCAUUCCUUGAGGCUUCAUUUGAUGCCUUAAGAAAAAAUAAUGGCCUAGGCACAACUGGGAGAUUUUUUCACAUUGUGGUGAUAUAA